Molecule: messenger RNA, 1281 nt
Organism: Mya arenaria
Lineage: Eukaryota; Metazoa; Mollusca; Bivalvia; Myida; Myidae
Product: toll-like receptor 6
Exons: 1
Coding region: 146-964 (272 amino acids)
Biological process (GO): signal transduction
Source: RefSeq, a predicted model, not a curated record
UAGACUUAUCUGGAAACAACUCUUUCAAAUCAUAGAUUCAAAUACACUACAAUUGUUCCAGAGAUUAAGUUCAGUUUUUGUGGAUCUUCGCGAUUAUCAAUUAAAUUGCGGAUGUGAAUCAACUGAACAGGAAUUGAUCGAAUGGAUGAAAGAUAAUGCGAGGAAGGGGGGUGUAGCUAGUUUCUACUGUGACUAUAAUGGUAAAGAGCUUAAUAUAGCUCUUGAAUCUUCAGUAAACGUUAUACAAAGAGACUGCAUGAUGAAGGUUGUUCACACAGUUCUUGCUGUGAUCAUUCCAAGUUGUAUAGCUAUAUCGUCUGUGUUAGUGAUAACAAUUAUUGUGUUUCGAAGGCGUCGUUUGAAACGCAGGGUCUUAUUGGAUGUUAUAGAAAAGAUCAGGAAGGGUGAAUUCACCAACGAUUUCUUGACAUUCCUUUGCUUUGCCAGCGACGACACAGAAUUAGUUGAAAGAGACGUGUAUCCACAUUUAAAUUCCACCUUUAAGGAUAUCAUUGGCGUUGACAAGGAGUCUGUUUGCAAAGGAGACUUAAAUUUCCGGCCAGGAUUUCGGAUUUUGGACGAGACUGAGAAAUGCCUAGAGAAAUGUUCUGUGUUAGUAGCAGCUGUUUCCAAAACCUUCUGUCAACGACAUUGGUGUGAGAACGAAUUGCUUCAAGCCGUCAACAGCGGCAAACCGAUUGUACCGCUCAUGCUAGAGAAGGUUGACAAGAAGUUAAUGCCGCAUGUUAUCAAUCAGUUCUUUGGAACAUUGGUUCAUGCGUCCCUGAUAAAUGAUGGAAAAGAAACCAAGCUGGUUCCUGACUGGCGCGUCCUGUGUAACGCAAUCAUUGAGCUGGCCGGAUUAACAUCUACUAAAACAACAGAGGGCCAGGAUAAUUGGAAUGAAAUGCCAGAAAACAAUACUAUUCACGAUUUAGAAGAUGUCCAGAUAGAGAUGCAUUAAUGAACAUGUUGUUAACGGUGAAAUAUCCCUUAACGAUAGGCUUAAGUGGCAUUAGCAGUCUAAUAUAUAUGGGUCUUAUAUUAAAAACUUACGCCUUAACAUUCCGUUUGUUCGACACCUAGAGGAUAUUGUUUGUAUCAGUGAGAUAUCGAUUACAUUUCAUCGAGUAAGAACUGAAAAUAAUGUGUUCACCAGCGGCGCAGCCACGAGUUAAAAUACUAACUGUCGGUGUUCACCAGCGGCGCAGCCACGAAUAAAAAUACUAACUGUCGGUGUUCACCAGCGGCGCAGCCACGAGUAAAAAUACUAACUGUCGG